Messenger RNA from Paramecium pentaurelia, 595 nucleotides. The record is from the annotation of a GenBank genome assembly. NCBI's taxonomy places the organism in Eukaryota, Ciliophora, Oligohymenophorea, Peniculida, Parameciidae.
AUGAAUUGCACUUAUCAUUUCAAAAGUCCAAUAUCUAUGAUAUGCAUAGCUCCUCACAAGUGCUAAAGGAAACUUUGUGUUCAAUGCCUUUAUGACCAUGGAGUGGAUAUUAUAAAAACAGUUCCAAUUGAAAAAUUUCAAAAAAUGGCUAUGUAGAAAUUAAAAGACACUAAGCUUGACGAGAUAUCUAAGUUAACCUAAUAGAGAAUGGCCUUUAAAGUCUUACUCUCUCAAACCGAAUAAAUGCUGAAGAAAAUUUUGGAGGAGUUGUCACAAUCAAUCAAAUCAGUAUACGAUUGGAUUGAAAAGGAAAACUAAUCAUUCAUUAAUAUCAUCAACAAAAAUAUAAAUCUAGUUGAAUCAUCCUACAUUGAUAUAGAAAAAUUAGUCAACAUUGAAGAAGGAUCAACUUUAAAUGAUUGGAAUGCUGAGAAAAAUUCUUAUAUGAUAGAAUAGGAUAAGAAGAAGAAUUGGUGGGGCCAGCAUAUUUAAGCUUUUAUAGAAAAGUCCAAGAAUGGAAUUGAAUAAAUUCAAUCAUUAUAUAAGUAAGUAUUUAAACAGUAUCUCUAGUGAUGAAGAAGAAUAUUAAAUGUGA